Molecule: messenger RNA, 1112 nt
Organism: Phytophthora nicotianae INRA-310
Lineage: Eukaryota; Oomycota; Peronosporomycetes; Peronosporales; Peronosporaceae
Exons: 1
Coding region: 147-944 (265 amino acids)
Source: RefSeq, a predicted model, not a curated record
GAGCGCCACAUGUCGCACUUAACGCAGAGUAUAGUGAGAUCAAGUGAGUUGACUGGGGGUGGACUAAUUUUUACUUGGUGUCGGAAUAUCCUGCAGACAAUUCAGUGCCUAGGGCGUUGAGGACUUGUAGCGUUUAGUGUGUGUCGAUGGCGAGAGCGCACGAGGGGGAGAAGACGGGCCACGGCGGAAGAAAUAUCCAUCGCUCGAAGCGCCCGAGAGAGGAGACGAGCUGGAGCUCACAGGCGAGUCAGGAGCUGCUGCGGCUGCGCUUCCAGACGCUGCGGACGCUGUUCGAUGACGCCGAGACGGUGGCGGACGUGCAUGAGGCGUGGGGAGUCGUAGCUGCUAGAUUGAAUGACAUGGAGGAGGUAGAGAUGGAACUGGACGCAGUCAAGUGCAGUAAUCAGCUCACGAGGCUGCGUCAGCAGUGGCAAGAGAGCAGCACAGCGCCGCUCCACGUUCUGAUGACCGAGUGCUUCAGCAAGACGCCGAUACAGUCCGAUAGGAGGAUUAACAGAGAAAUCGAGGAGACAAUAGUGCAGGACGAAGGUCCCCCAAUGAGGAAGAAGAUGGCGAAACAACAGACUGAGGUGGCGUCGCCUUCUACCCCGGCGACGGAGCUGGAGAGUCAAGCUGAGACUCCGUUGACCACUGAACCUACGCCGAUACCCAGCGAGGCUGUAUCUCCAGCGUCUUCGACUGGUUGUCAACACGAAGUCUCAUCCGAGCAGCCAGUUCCGCCCUCUCCCCAGCCUGUUGAGCAGGAAUUACCGUCGACUCGUCAAGUUGAAGUCCAAGAUGUUGAUGUGGAAGAAUUCCCCCGACAGGACGAGAUCAUGCGCGCUCUGGGGAAGCGAUCGGAGCAGCUCGAACGACUGGCUCAAUCUCAUCAACAUCUUGCUGACGCGACGCAGAAAUUAUUGGAGGCUCUACUCAAUCGAUAGGGCAGGACGUAAGCUUACAUGAUUGUACGAGUUGUACCAUAGAUAAGGCCAAUUCCAAUUGCAGGCUAAACUGGUGCCAAAUAGGACCUACAUAGCUGCAUCAAGUGAGGUUUAUCCGUAGUCAAUGCUAUUUUCACUUGAACGACUAUCACUCCGUGCGUUGCUGUC